This is a messenger RNA of Pungitius pungitius (ninespine stickleback), 3312 nucleotides long. It is a transcript of the gene trip10a, whose product is annotated as thyroid hormone receptor interactor 10a. Gene Ontology annotation, molecular function: protein binding. The transcript has 16 exons. The coding region runs from base 326 to 2110 and encodes 594 amino acids. The record is from RefSeq and is a predicted model, not a curated record. Gene Ontology annotation, biological process: signal transduction. NCBI's taxonomy places the organism in Eukaryota, Metazoa, Chordata, Actinopteri, Perciformes, Gasterosteidae.
UCGGUGCACUGGCCCUUUAAGACUUAGGAUUUGGGAGUGACGCGCAUAUGAAAGCUAGUUUAUCCCUCUUUACUUCGCUAUGAAAAAUAUUUAGGCAAACUAGAAUAACCACUUCCAGGGUUAAUAAAAUAACUGAUUAUGAUGCCGGUUUGCAAUAUUCGUUGAGUCAACCCAAACCGGACCGCGUCGUGGUCACGAUUUAUCACCCCGGGAAUUGUGUGACUUGCCAGGGCCGACCUCCUGCGGGCCGCUGGAGAACUUUGGAGAAGUUCUUUGUAUUCGGGAGAGGCGGACAGCUCGGACCGCUCGCCCCGACGAGCCGAACAUGGACUGGGGCACGGAGCUUUGGGACCAAUAUGACAUCAUUGAGAAGCACACACAGUCUGGCCUGGAGCUGGUGGAGAAGUAUGUGAAAUUUGUGAAGGAGAGGACAGAGAUUGAGCAGAACUACGCCAAACAGCUACGGAACCUUUCCAAGAAAUAUAACCUGAAACGAAGCGGCAAAGAUGAGCCAGAUAGCAGGUUUUCCAGCUACCAGUCUUUUUUGGACGUGGUCAACGAGAUGAACGACUACGCGGGGCAGCGAGAGCUAAUCGCUGAGAAUUUGAUGAUGAACAUUUGCAUCGAUCUCACCAAGUACCUGCAAGAGCUCAAGCAGGAGCGAAAGAUGUAUCUGAUAGAGGCCAAGAGGGCCCAGCAGAGUUUGGAGAGCACCUACAAGCAGCUGGACAGUAGUAAAAAGCGCUUUGAAAGGGAGUGGAGAGAAGCAGAGCGCACGGCGCAGUACGCCGAGAAGACUGAUCAGGACCUCAAUGCCACAAAGGCGGAUGUCGAAAAGGCCAAACAACAAGCUCAUAUGAGAUCACACGUAGCGGAGGAGUGCAAGAACGACUACGCCGCGCAGCUUCAGAAGUACAACAAGGAGCAGAGCCAGUUCUAUUUUAAUGAAAUGCCUCUCAUUUUCAAUAAAUUGCAGGAUCUGGAUGAGAGGCGAGUACGGAAGUUGGCGCAAGGCUACAUCUUGUUCUCUGACACGGAGCGGCAUGUGAUGCCUAUCAUAGGCAAGUGCCUGGAGGGCAUUACGAAAGCCGGCACUAAUGUUAACGACAAAAAUGACACCAUGGUUGUAAUAGAGCAGAACAAGUCGGGCUUUGAACGUCCUGGAGAUGUGGAGUUCGAGGACUACAGUCAGGGCAUCAACCGAACCUCUUCCGAAAGUAGCCUGGGCACACCUAAAGGCCCCAUGGAUAUUCUGGGAAGGAACAGAAGCAAAAACUUUUGGCUUUUCAGCAAAAAGAGUAAGCUCUCUCCGUCCACGCUCCCUCCUUUCUCGUCACCCCCGGCCCCUUCGCCCGCUAACGGACCCCCUUCCCCCAAGUUUGGCCGGGACCCCCUGUCGUACUGUUUGAAGGAGAUCAAUAAGACAGUCAAACCCAGAAUCUCUUCCUUCCGGACGCUCCGGAGAUCGAGGUUUACUCCAGAGAAGAGCACGCCUACGGUGACCGAGGACUUCGCCCAUCUACCUCCGGAGCAGCGCAGGAAGCGAUUACAACAAAAACUAGAGGAAAUUUGCAGAGAGCUGCAAAAGGAAGUAGACCAGAGUGAGGCCCUGGGUAAAAUGAAAGAUGUUUAUGAGAAAAAUCCUCAAAUGGGAGACCCUGCUAGUCUGGCAUCCCAAAUCAGCCAGACGUCGCAGAAUAUGGAGCGGCUCACAGGAGAGCGCGUCAAGUAUGAGACUUGGCUGGCUGAGGCCUUGGGUCGAGGGGAGACAUUGCACUAUAAAUCUCACACAUUCAACAACAACGGAGCUCACGAUGCACUCAGCCCUGAUGGAGCUCACUCCGAUGAAAGCAUUCCGGAUCCCUCGCAGGCCAUCUACGCAGAGUUUGAUGAUGACUUUGAGGACGAGGAGCUCGCUGCCCCGAUUGGGAAAUGCACAGCCAUGUACAGCUUCCCUGGCGCCAGUGAAGGAACCAUCUCAAUGCAGGAGGGGGAGGUGCUGGCCGUGGUAGAGGAGGACAAAGGGGACGGCUGGACGCGUGUCCGUAGGCACGAUGGGGACGAAGGCUACAUACCUACGUCCUAUGUCUCCAUCAACCUGAAAAAAUGACACACAUGUGAGGAACGAGAGAAUAGGAAAUGGUCACUUCAGCAGGCUGGAUGCAGUUCUUCACAUGGGACCAAUCGUAAAGAAGCUACAGCACUAUGGGCGGGACCACUGUUGUAUGCAGUGGGAGAUCCAAAUAAGGUGCUUUGAUUUCUUGGGAGAGGUGCCCCAAAUGGGCUUAGGAAUUACGUUGUUGUAAUCUCAGUUACCCAAGCCAACUCAACCGUAAGGUUAUUUUACUUUUGGAUACUUUUUAUAUCAUGUCAAAGUCAUUUUUGUAUUUUUUGGUUCAAGAAUAAGUGUCCGCCUCGCCCCCCAGCCUGUUGAGGCAUUAGCUUCCAAAUGUGAGAGGAACAAAAAGAGAAGGAGGAAGAGGAUGAGUGCUGCUGCCAUCUUCACACUGAGUGUUCACACCAGUAAAGCCCAGGAGGAAGUUACAUCCGAUGUUUACCUUAGGUUUAGUUCAAAACGGACCUGCAGUUUUCCUUUGCUCCCGCAUACCACUUCUUAGCUUCACUAGCGCUUGCGAAGAUGUCUAGCACCGUCACUUUUUUUCAUGGUUGACCUUCAGUGUCCCUCGGGGUCGAGUCAGGUUUUGGGUUGGAGAGGGCUCCACUUUUGGGUUUUAGCAAUUCGUGAGACGAGGCGCGUGGAAGGCUCUCCCGUCGUGGUAAAUCACAGCCGUAAAAACACACUGUUUUCAGACAAUCACAGCCAUAUGAAAUCCCACUUUCAAUCGAUUACAGUGACUGGCAUAUAGCUCUUUCUUUUUAUAGUUACAACUUGAAAAUUGUACUUUAAAAUAAUUUAUUAUAAACUUAUGCUCUAUGAAUACAAAUUUCAGAAGUUGUAUUUUGUAUUAAGAAUGUUCUCACAGUCUUUAGCCACAAAAGGGAGUAAAUAAUGCACACAUAAAAUGUGCUACAUUAAGACUUGUAUUUAUGUAGUAAUUAAUAUAUAUAUAUAUUUUAGACAUCACAACACCACAUUUGUCUUAUUAUCUUUUUUUAACCAUUCAAACAGUGUUGCAUUUUGAGAGAAAUAUUUCUCUAAAUAUGUUGCUAGAUACAUUUUCUUCUUUUGGGAUUCGUUCAAACCGUCUCAAGAUCGAGCCACGUUCUGUUCUGAAGUGAUAACUGCUUGUGUCUUUGGUGCCUUUCUGGGUAAAAGCAUAUUGUAUAUAACAUUUUCAUAACACAUUUUUU